Laccaria bicolor S238N-H82 is the source of this 903-nucleotide messenger RNA. RefSeq lists its product as uncharacterized. The coding region runs from base 1 to 903 and encodes 300 amino acids. NCBI's taxonomy places the organism in Eukaryota, Fungi, Basidiomycota, Agaricomycetes, Agaricales, Hydnangiaceae. Gene Ontology annotation, cellular component: TRAMP complex; nucleolus. Gene Ontology annotation, molecular function: poly(A) RNA polymerase activity; mRNA binding. Gene Ontology annotation, biological process: RNA 3'-end processing. The transcript is spliced from 5 exons. The record is from RefSeq and is a predicted model, not a curated record.
AUGAUUGUAACCACUCGACCGGACUAUGGGUCAGUGGCGAUCGACAUCGGAAUCAACAACGUAGACGGUUUGCAAACAAGAGACCUAGUCAAAUCCUACCUCGAGCAAAUGCCAGCCCUUCGUCCCCUCAUCCUCGUCUUCAAACGAUUCCUCGAACAGCGCGAGCUGAACAAUGCUUCAAAGUCCGGUUUGGGAAGCUACGCUGCCACCCUUAUGUGUAUAAACUUCUUGCAGACAAACCCAUGUCAAAGACCUCGCGAAGUCCUCGACAAUCCAUUCAAAAUGCGAUCAUUGGGGACCAUUCUUUUUGAUUUUCUCAAUUACUACGGAUCGCAGUACCCCCAUGACGAUAGCGUGUACAUGUCCAUCUCCGAAGGCAAGGUUCUCGAAUCCGACUCUGCUGAAACGAAGAAGCUGAGAUUAGAUAUUCGAUGUCCAAUUAGUGGAGGAAACACCGCGAAAUCUUUAGGAGCAAGUUUCCUCAAAGACAUGAUACGCUCGUUCAAGCUCUGCUCCGCGGCUAUCCUUCAAAGCGGGGCUACGGAUAGGAAUGUCCUUGGUCCUGUCGUUUCCGUGGACCAGAAUAUGAUAGACAAAAGGACAUGCAUCCACGACUUUGUUCACUCCGGGAACCUCGAUGAGCUGUGUAACUUCGUCGCCCAAACCACAUCUCGUUGGCAGAACUACAAGUCCCAAUCUGGUAGUGGUGCAUUCGUCAUGCCAGCCCUUUUGCCUUUUCCAGGGAGUGUGGAGAAGAGUGACGAACAGCAGCAGCGAUGUUUUCCCGAGUCUUCAAGGCAUGGGGAUCGUUCGGUGCUUGAUGGCAAUGGUGUGAAUGACACUGCCAAGCUUCCGAGGAAACGGAAACGUCGAAGACGUAAUACCGUAACCAAACCUGAGUGA